This is a messenger RNA of Chara braunii, 995 nucleotides long. Lineage: Eukaryota; Viridiplantae; Streptophyta; Charophyceae; Charales; Characeae. The record is from the annotation of a GenBank genome assembly.
CGAAGGCCCGCACGGAGUAGUACCGGAUCGGCCCAUCCGCCACGAGAUCAUCCUCGAGGACGGGGCUGUACCUCCGCGUGGUUGCAUCUACCGAAUGAGCGAGGAAGAGCUAAGUGUGCUACGGACACAACUCGACGACCUUCUUGAGAAAGGCUGGAUUCGGCCGAGCUCCUCGCCAUACGGUGCUCCCGUUCUCUUCGUCCGGGAGAAGAACAAGGAUCUGCGGUUGUGCAUCGAUUAUCGCAAGCUCAGCGUGCAAACGGUCAAGAACGUUGACCCUCUUCCACGCAUCGACGACCUCCUCGAACGGCUGGGCGGCGCCAAGUUCUUCUCCAAGCUAGACCUCAAAUCGGGAUAUCACCAACUCGAGAUCCGGCAGGAGGACCGCUACAAGACCGCGUCUAAGACGCGAUAUGGGCAUUUCGAAUGGCUGGUUAUGUCGUUUGGCCUUACGAAUGCCCCAAGCACUUUCCAAGCGGCUAUGACAACGGAGUUCCGACACAUGCUGGAUCGAUGCGUACUUAUCUACCUCGACGACAUUUUGGUGUACAGUCGGAGUUUGGACGAGCAUGUGGAGCACCUGCGCACCGUUUUGGAGCGGCUACGACAAGCCAAGUACAAAUCCAACCGUGACAAAUGCAAAUUCGCGCGGCAAGAGCUGGAGUACUUGGGACAUUACGUGACGCCGCAAAGCAUCCGUCCGCUUGCGGACAAGAUCGAGGCCAUCCGCGUAUGGCCUAAGCCCACCAACACCACGGACGUCCGUUCAUGCAUGGGGUUGGCGGGCUACUAUCAGCGAUUCAUCACCGGGUACUCAAGGAUUGCUGCACCUAUGACGAGAUUACAAUCGCCAAAGGUACCGUUCGUAUUCGAUGACGACGCACGCCGGUCAUUCCAAGCAUUCAAGACGGCCAUGCUCAUGGCACCCGUCCUUAACAUCUAAGACCCCACCCUGCCAACGAGAGUGACAACCGACGCUUCCGGCUAUGGCAUUG